UUAUGUUGUGUAUGUGGGCUUAUUUGGGCAGCUGGCAGCUAACAAGCGGCAGCUUAGUGUGUGUUUACAGUCAAGAAAGCAAAGCCAACUGCAGGCAAGGCCCAAGUGGUGUGGCAUUUACUGUCAAUAUAUCAGGAAAGAGAAAGAAGUGAUAAGGAGCGAUUGGGAGAAGGACUGGGAGGAAGUUGGAUAAUUUGCAAACUUUCUGGGCUGAACAAACAAUAUGCAUGGAAAAGGAAGCAUUUUUGAGGUGGAGCUGAAUAUACUGGGAUUGUUAUCCCUGCAGAAACAUCAGAAGGCUUUCUCUGGAGAAACACAGAGGAUCAGUUCGUACCAUGAAGCAACUCACUGAAGAAGCUAUAGAGCAAUACAUCCAGAGUAAGGUGGAUGUGAGGCACCGAGUGGUCUCCAAAAUUGUGGAUGAAGUGCAGAAAAUCAUACAGCGGUUAACCACAGAUAUUAGCAACAAGGAUCCCCGUUUCCAAGCAAUUUCCAACUCUGGCAUUCAUAAUGAGAACAUGAAGGAUCAGCCAGCCUUACUGGCCAAAUGGUCAUCUCUACUUCAGGGGAAGCGCCCCUUCCAUCCAUCCAUCCAGGUCUUAGCACCCAACCAGUUCCUCAUCACCAUCCCCUUGCUUGGCCUAUCUGGAUACAAAGAGGGCCAGAAACGACACUGGCGUUACUACACAGCACAUGGAGCCAGGCUCAUGUCUCCUGUCAGGGAUCCAGAGGAUCUGCAGCAGUGGCUGGAAGUUGAGCAGUUCUCCAAGAGCCUCCAACAAUGGCACGAGACGGAUGUGAACAUUGAGGGAGACCUUGUACCUGCUAGAGUCUUGGCUGUCUUCCGAGAGCUUGUGGAGAGAUCAAUUGUGUCUUGCAAUCUCAUGGACAAAAUCAACAUUUUAGAAGGCUUCAGCUCAGCGGUCCGUGUUGCUGUUGAGACAUCUGAUUACCAGGUGGAAGUUGAGCUGACUCCGACUAUUGAGAUCCCAACCUGUUGGCCCCAGAAAAUCAAGUGGCCCCGAUGCUUCAAACGCUGGCCUUGCCAGGAAAAAGUGCAAUGUGUUAAGUCCUUUGGUUUUGAUCUCUUGGCCGCUUCCAGUUACCAUUGGCACCUGAGUUUUUCACGAGCUGAACACAUUCUGAUGCAAGGACUUGAUGAGGACGGUGGUUGCCGGAUGACAUGCUUCCGGGUCAUGAGGCAGAUGAAAGAAGAUGUCUGGUGUACAGGAAACAAGCCGAUACUCACAUCUUUUCACCUGCAGAUGGUGCUUUUCUGGACCUGUGAGAAGUACCCUCAUUCCAAAGACUGGCGCUGCUUCCGCACAGGCUUCCUGCGGCUGGUCCAGAAGCUGCACAAGUGUGUGAGCCAGCACUUCCUGAAGCACUACUUCAUCAAGGGCACAAACCUGCUGAAAUAUGCCAAUACCAAUGAUCUGGAUGUAGUGGCAGGCAAACUGUCUGUUUUCUUGGAGAACCCUGUGCUUCCCCUCGACUGAGAGAGAUGGAGAAAGCAGCAUCCUAGCCAGGCUUAGUCUUGGUCCUUCAUCCCCCUCAUACGGCUAUC
This is a messenger RNA of Anolis sagrei ordinatus, 1567 nucleotides long. NCBI's taxonomy places the organism in Eukaryota, Metazoa, Chordata, Lepidosauria, Squamata, Anolidae. The record is from RefSeq and is a predicted model, not a curated record.